Molecule: messenger RNA, 3374 nt
Organism: Canis lupus familiaris (dog)
Lineage: Eukaryota; Metazoa; Chordata; Mammalia; Carnivora; Canidae
Gene: ARL14EPL
Product: ADP ribosylation factor like GTPase 14 effector protein like
Exons: 3
Coding region: 1-459 (152 amino acids)
Source: RefSeq, a predicted model, not a curated record
AUGAAUGACCAAUCAGACAAAAACAAUUCCACUCACGAGGGACACACAAGUCAAAGUCCUCCUGAGAAAAACUGUCACAUUGGACAGAAGCAACUGCAACAGAUAGAGCGGCAGUUAAAAUGCUUGGCGUUUCAAAACCCGGGCCCACAGGUAGCAGACUUCAAUCCUGAAACAAGGCAGCAGAAAAAGAAAGCUCGGAUGUCAAAGAUGAAUGAGUAUUUUUCUGUAAAAUACAAAGUCAGGAAGAAGUACGACAGAAGUGGCAGGCUGAUGUGUAAUGACGCUGAUCUGUGUGACUGCCUGGAGAAGAACUGUCUGGGCUGCUUCUACCCUUGCCCCAAGUGCAAUUCCAACAAGUGUGGGCCCGAGUGCCGCUGUAACCGACGGUGGGUGUACGAUGCCAUUGUCACCGAAGCCGGGGAGGUGGUCAGCUCGCUGCCCUACCCCGUUCCUGACUAGGAGCUGUUGCACCGGCUGCUUUGGUUCUUCUCUACAGCCAAGCCAACCUGGAUUUUAGGGCGUGGGGAAAUGUUGGGAAGGUAUACGGAAGACUCCUCUUCUCUGCAGCUACAGAACAGUGUAGAAUGGGCACUCACUCUGGGGCCUUCUCACCGUGUCUUCUCAGACGGCUUCACUUUGUAACCAGAGGCUGACAGCGUCACCUCAACCACACCUCUAUCUCUGCUCUCAAGAUGAAAAUCUCUUUACUCUUCACUGCCUGAGACAAUGUAGUUUUAAGAUGUUCAGAAUUCUGCAGCUGAGAGCUUUUCUUACAUAGCACACAAAAUCAUAAAUUAAUAAGACCCAGUUACCCUUACAACCUUACCUACCACCACCAGUUCCAAGCCAGAAUUGCUCUUUCAGUUAUAAAAGACCCCCAACCCCCAUGCCUUGUGAUUUUGCACUGUAUACCCCAUAGUCUUAUUUUUUAUUAAUGUUUUGAUAACAGUAAAAUUAAAUUUGGUAACACUUGUCAAUAUUUUUAUGAAGAAUUUGUACUUAUAUAGCUGGACUUGAAUGUCCUAAAAGCUAGUGGUUUACUUUUUUUUUCCAUUUCAGGAUCAGUAUUUUCAAAAUUUUUUUCCAAAGGGAGGAAACAAGUUAUUACGUAAAAGUGAAUUGCAUGUUAGCUCAUGUUGAUGUGCAGUUGAUUUGACAUGUGAUGUGAUUUUUCUCAAUUCCGAUACAUCGUAGGAGGUAUACAGAAAUUUGAAUUAAGGCUUCUUUGGAUUUGUUUUUUGUUUUUUUGUAAGAUUUUUAUUUUUAAGUAAUCUCUAGACCCAACACAAGGCUUGAACUCAUAAUCCUGAGAUCAAGAUUUGCAUGCUCCACUGACUAAGCCAGGUACCCCUCUUUGUCAGUUCCAAAAGCAUUCAUCUCUGCACAAUCCACAUGUGCCAGGGAAAGUUCCUAAUAAUUCUUGACUUGUUACUUGACAGGAUAUUUUGGGACUAAAACAACAAAAAUCCUAAAAGCCAUGCUAUAGUCACAGCAUUUUCCUAUAUGUGUAGCAGGAAAACUUACUCUGUCUUCCACAUAAUUUCCUGGGUUUUCCAGUUUCAAAUCACUUUCACUGAGCCUCUUCUUACUUUUGUGAGCCAGGUGCAUCCAGUUCACUACCUUGAACCAUCAUGUCCUGCGAAGAAGGCAGAGAUCAAGCUGCACGAGCAUGAUCCUCUGAAAUGCUCACCAACACCGUGCCAGUCAAAAGGAGUGGGUGCUUCAUUUGGUUUAUAUUUUGUUUUGUUUUGAGAAUAACUAUUGUUUUAUAAAUGGCUGACCAAGUGCACUGUUAUGGCUUAUUUAUUUUUAGAAGCAUGUAAUUUUAAAUUUGAAAAGGAAUCUCGCAUGUUGUCUAGCUAGUGAAGUAGUCAGCAGAUAAUAAUCGAGAGGUUCUUGUGUGCCAGGCAUCAGGCAAGGCACAGGGUACUGGGCUGUGAGCACAGCCCAGCUGGCUCCUGUCUUCCAGGGGAUUAUAGACUAAAACUCAUCCUGUGUUUUAUACAACUGAGGAUUUAGCCCCAGUGAGAUAAAAUGAGUCAGCUAAGGACACACAGAAGAGCUGGUAGCCUGUAUUUUGAACUCCAUGACUAGGUCAGUGUUGUUUCCCUGACGCCAAGUAUUUCCCUGAUUUGCCUGAUAGUAAAGCUUCUUUAACUGCUUUUAAGAAUGACCCCAUCCCAAACUUCAGGAAUCAGAACCUCUGGGGAUGAGGCCUGGAAAUCCAUGCUUGUCAUCCAUUCAGUCAUCCAGGUAAGUCUCAUGACCAGAUAAGUUUGAAAAACACUGCCUUAUCACUAGCUGUCCUAUUUUCAUGUUAAAAACAAAAUUAAUCUUAGGCAAAUUAACCUUCAAGUAUCUUUCCCUUUUGUCUCUUGUCAUCAUUUAUGUCUUAAACAUUAGAUGAGAUAAUCUGAUUUAAAAUGGACCUUUUUUUUUUUAAGAUUUUAUUCAUUUAUUCAUGACAGAGAGAGAGAGGCAGAGACACAGGCAGAGAGAGAAGCAGGCUCCCUGUGGGAAGCCUGUUGAGGGACUCGAUCCCAGGACCCCUGGAGCGUGACCUGAGCUAAGGCAGAUGCUCAACCACUGAGCCACCCAGGUAUCCCUAAAAUGGACCGGUUUAAAAAGUGUGUUGGGAAAUUAUGUUGGUGAGUUUUCUGAGUUAAGCAAAAACUAAAAGUAAAAGACAGCAUGAUUACUAUGCAAACACCUCAUACUGCUUUUAUGGAAACCCAGCCAGAACAUUUGAUGGAGUGCUUUUUUAGAAAUCACAUUAUUUCAUCUUGAUCUAUUGCCAAUUCUAUGCAUUUUUAAAAGGUCCUUGCACUAAAUGAUCAUUGCAAAAAUAAAUUUAUGUGAAUUGUCAGAUAUUUAUUUGGCAAGUGUCUAAUUUUGUCACAAAAUGAACAAAGCUCUCUAGUGAUUUGAACUGAAUUCAGAUUAACAAGGAGUAUAGCCGAACUGUCUGAUGACAUUAACCAAGGAAAUUAUCAGUAGAACAGGAUAUUCCUUUUGCUGCUUGGCUCUCUCUUAAUGCUGGUGGUGUGCCUUCAUGUAUAUGUAUAGAAAUUGUAGGUAUCAGGUUGUCAUUUUGUAAUGCCUUGAAAACUGAAACAUAUAUUUGAGCAGGUCUGCAGUGUUUAGCCAUCUAGGAUAUGUGCUGUGCGGCCAGAGGGUGCCUUUCGCACAGACGGCACUGUCAACAGCACCACCUACAGUUGUUCAGUAAAGCAGCCCUGCAAGCAGGUGUCAUUUGAUGUGUGGAUUUCUUGAUUGCCUAGGAUUUAUUGAUUCUUAGUAUGUGCUAGGCAUUGAGUGCUUUAGAUUACCUCAUAUUCUUGUAUGAAAUAAUGAGAAGAAAAUCCUUAUAUUUU